Salarias fasciatus (jewelled blenny) is the source of this 2358-nucleotide messenger RNA. It is a transcript of the gene frs2a, whose product is annotated as fibroblast growth factor receptor substrate 2a. Bases 607 to 2184 code for a protein of 525 amino acids. The transcript is spliced from 6 exons. Gene Ontology annotation, biological process: fibroblast growth factor receptor signaling pathway. Gene Ontology annotation, cellular component: cell-cell junction; cytoplasm. Gene Ontology annotation, molecular function: transmembrane receptor protein tyrosine kinase adaptor activity; fibroblast growth factor receptor binding. Lineage: Eukaryota; Metazoa; Chordata; Actinopteri; Blenniiformes; Blenniidae. The record is from RefSeq and is a predicted model, not a curated record.
UACUUUCCGUCACUCUUCGUUACUUUCCGUCACUCUUCGUUCCCUGCGCUUCCUCCUCCUGCUCCGCUCUGCUGGCGCUCCUCUGUACGGCGCAUGCGCACUGCGGCGGCCUGCUGUCGGAAGUUUGGCGGAGUUGCAGUGAUUUAGCUUUGGACGGCUAACAGCUAGCAUCGCAGCGACGCUCCGACCGGACCAAACUUUGAUUUAGGGACUGAAAAAGUGCGCUUGGACGCCGAGCGGGGGGCGGCGGAGAUCCCGGGGCGGCUGUGGAUGGUCGCGGACCGGUUUGUGGCCGCGGAUUGGUUCGGGGAGCAGCUUUCGAGCUCUUUGGAAGAAGUUGUGAUUGUUUUUUUUUGGCGCUCUGAAAGAUGGAGGAUCUGUAGCAGCGGGCUAACUCUGCUAGCUGCCCUGCUCUCCGGUCCUCUGGAUCCCGGACCUGAAGCCCAGCCACACUUCGGCCGUGUGGAGGAGCGGACCGCUUGAACGCCGUCUCUCGACCCGCCGACGGAGGCCCGAGUGACUGAAGCAUGAGCGGCCCUCAGGCUCUGAGGAUGGAAGCAGAGCUGGAGGCAGGAUCUCGACGUCAGAUGGUGCUGUGAAGAAGCCAUGGGUAGCUGCCUAAGCUGUCCAGAGAAAGAGUCGAUUCCAGAUAAUCAUCAGAGUAAAUUCAAGGUGAUCAAUGUGGACGACGAUGGGAACGAGCUGGGCUCGGGCGUGAUGGAGCUGACCGACGCCGAGCUGGUGCUCCACACUCAUCGCCGUGACGACGUCAGGUGGCCGUACCUGUGCCUGCGGCGCUAUGGCUACGACUCCAACCUGUUCUCCUUCGAGAGCGGCCGGCGCUGUCAGACCGGACAAGGGAUCUUUGCCUUCAAGUGCUGCCGGGCGGAGGAGAUCUUCAACAUGCUGCAGGAGGUGAUGCACAGCCACAGCAUCAGCGUGGUGGAGGAGGCGGUGCUGGAGCCCGGCCAGCAGGGGGCGCUCACCCCCGCCGCCCUGGGCUACUCGGUGCCCUCGGUGCCCAACGGCGUGAGCAGGGUUCCCUCGGCGGGCGACGCCCCGUCCCACCCCUCCACCCGCCACCCGUCGGUGGCCUCCACCCGCCUGCCGUCGGUGGGCGAGGAGUCCACACACCCCCUGCUGGUGGCCGAGGACACGGUGCACACCUACGUGAACACGUCGGGCCUCCUGGAGGAGCAGCCCAGUCCUCUGACGGUCACCACUCCUCUGGAGAGUCCCACGUCUCCCCCGUGUCCUCCGACCCCUCCCCCCCCGCGGGACCGGCCCGAGGCGGCGGCGGCGGCGGCGGCGCCGGAGCCCCAGGUGCUGCUGGAGCCGCAGAGCGUGCGCUUCGUGCUCGGCCCCACGCCGGUUCAGCGUCAGCUGAUGGAGAAGGAGCGGCGGCAGAAGGAGCAGAAGGAGGGGGAGGAGCCCCGAGAGACCAACGGCCACCCGGAGGCGGCGCCGGCGGCGGAGGCGGAGCCCGAGCCGCCGCACUCCAACGGCUCGUCGUCCGCGCCUCGCCGCCACCGCCCGCCGCCGCUCACCCCCGACCUGCAGAAUGUCAACAACUCGGCGCAGCGGCGCACCGCCCUGCUGGACUACGAGAACCUGCCGGCGCUGCCGCCGGUGUGGGAGACCCGCAAGCCGAGCUCGGAGGAGGAGGAGGGCGGCGGCGGCGGCGGCGGCCUCAAGACGCCGGCGCUCAACGGCUUCGGCCACCACCCGCUGCUGCACUCCUACUCCCACCCGCUGUCCGCCGCCCUCGAGUCCUCGCACAACUACGUGAACACGGAGAACGUGACGGCGCCGCUGAGCGCCCACCGGGCCGACACGGCGCGGCGCCGCGCCGACGGCCCCACCGUCUUCAACUUCGACUUCCGCCGGCCGGCGCCGCCGGGCCACCCGGAGCCGCCCAAGACUCUCAACUACAUCGAGGUGGAGAUGGACGGCGGCGCCGGCGCCAAGGGCGCCUCGGACGGCAGCGGCCCUCACACGCCUCGCACCCCCACCUCGCCGCUGCCGCCCACCACGCCCACCCGCCGCACCGAGCUCUACGCCCUCAUCGACAUCGAGCGCACCGCCGCCAUGUCCAGCCUGCAGAAGGCGCGGCCGCGGGACGACGGCACGUCGCGCAAAACCAGACACAACAGCACCGAGCUGCCCACCAAGAGCACGGCGUGACUCCGCCUCCACGGACUCUGACCAAUCGCAGCGCCGAGGCUCGCCCGCCGCCAUGUUUAUAGACUGCAUUCCAUAUCUAGUACACGUCAGUAUUACUGAGAGAGCAUUCCAUUUAGCUGUAACUCCACCUUCUACCUGUGCAGAGAGCCUCACAAUAAAGCUCCUUGAUUUGUA